Penicillium robsamsonii is the source of this 417-nucleotide messenger RNA. RefSeq names its product serine palmitoyltransferase small subunit family protein. The coding region runs from base 1 to 417 and encodes 138 amino acids. NCBI's taxonomy places the organism in Eukaryota, Fungi, Ascomycota, Eurotiomycetes, Eurotiales, Aspergillaceae. The transcript has a single exon. The record is from RefSeq and is a predicted model, not a curated record.
AUGCUCAGGACGACGAACGAAAAUGAGCCCGUCUGUGGCCCCCUGACCACUCUAACGUCGCAAGUGGCAGCGACUGUGAAUGAACGUAUCGAUAUAUACUCGUCGAACAUCAAAUCAAGCGCGCCUUGGCACUCGCCGAACAUCAAAUCAAGCGCGCCUUGGCGCAGCCAACGACAAAAUAUUUUUCAACGGGCUUAUAACCGCGUGCAACUUGCGUACUACCGCUACGAGGUGACUUUCGGUCUGUAUGUGUUGACGUUCAAUGAAAAGCUUGUCGUCAACGCCUUCGCUUUGACCGUUAUAAGCCUCGUCUCCUGGGCACUUCUUUACUUCCCAGCCCUGGUCUAUAACAAGGGGGAUGAUCUCAUCUGGCUGCUGACAGGCCACCGCAACCAGCAAAUUGGCAUCGUGUUGUGA